Messenger RNA from Staurois parvus, 1263 nucleotides. Lineage: Eukaryota; Metazoa; Chordata; Amphibia; Anura; Ranidae. The record is from the annotation of a GenBank genome assembly.
CAGGGUCCCCAUCCCCCAGAGCACACCGAGCACUUCUCCGAGGAGGAAUGGCUGCGUCUGGAGACGGAACAGCGGCAGCUGUACAGCGAGCUUGUGGCAGACAAUGACCAGACUCUGCACACUCUGGGUUCAUUCACCGUGAAGACGGAGACAGUCCCACCCACUGAGAUCGAAGAAGUGACUGUGGCUCCAGCAGAUGAGGCCACAAUCUCCAAUGGCAAAUUGAACCUGUACGCCGACUCUCAGGCUGACACCCCCAGGAGCCCCAUCUCUGACUCCUAUCAAAACCCCUUUCUAGAUGUAUUAAAGGGAAACAGCCUGUCAAGUUUUCCAGCAUCUGCCAAUCACACUGAUUCCAAUGCAGGAUCCUUUCUAAAUGACUCCGCCCUUAAUUCCUACUCCAGAACAUUUCCUGAGACAUGCAAGGAUUCCUGUAUGAAUCCUCUGACAGAGGAGCCGGGUAUUUCACGGAAUAUUCCAGGAAGCAGCUUCUCCGACUCCUAUGUGGCUGGAUCAUCAGAAGAUUUCCAGGUAGAAAACAUGGCCAAUAUGAAGCAGGAAAGGUCACCUACUGAACUCCACUUACCGGACUGUGAUAAUCGGAAUGUACAACACAAACGGCAGAUCUCCUUCAGGAACCUAGGAACGUCACCAUCUGGCAGAGUCAGAUACCCUGGUCAGAGCCAAGAAGCCAAGACUCUAAUGGUAGCGCCUGACAGCGAUAGUACCCUGGACCUCUGUGAUCCAUAUAAAACACAGAUGGGGACACCUACAAAGAAAUUCACUAUUAAGAAACCAUUCCAGUGUCAGCGAUGUGAGAAAAGUUUUAACUGCAGCUCCCACCUCAUCGCCCACCAGCAUGUGCACACUCGGGAGAGACCCUAUGUGUGUGAGUGCGGGAAAUCAUUCACUCAGAGCUCCAAUCUAUUCCGCCAUCAAAGGGCCCAUCGGGGGGAGAGGCCUCAUGUGUGCACAGUGUGUGGAAAGGCCUUUGCUCAGAGCUCUCAUCUCAUCAUUCAUAAAAGGACCCACACAGGAGAGAGACCUUAUAUGUGUGACGACUGUGGCAAAAGCUUCCUCGCCAACUCUGCCCUGGUGAGACAUCAGAGGGUUCAUGUAGGAGAGAAGAAAUGUACGGGUACGGUACUUGUGAGGAGCACCCACCUUCAUACCUACCGGAAAUCCUCCUCUGAACAAAACCUGCAGCAAACACUGCAAAGCCACCUUGUCCUUUCUCAGACAUCCCACACUGCACCUAGGUGA